Messenger RNA from Zeugodacus cucurbitae (melon fly), 2926 nucleotides. RefSeq lists its product as uncharacterized. Gene Ontology annotation, molecular function: guanylate cyclase activity; peptide receptor activity. Gene Ontology annotation, biological process: intracellular signal transduction; receptor guanylyl cyclase signaling pathway; cGMP biosynthetic process. The transcript is spliced from 13 exons. The coding region runs from base 559 to 2808 and encodes 749 amino acids. The record is from RefSeq and is a predicted model, not a curated record. Lineage: Eukaryota; Metazoa; Arthropoda; Insecta; Diptera; Tephritidae.
CAUAUGUAUUAUCCGACCUUGGCUUCAAGAAGAUUUUUCCGCUCUCAGAUCUGAAUACCCCCUGAAUACGGAAAGAAAUCUAGCGACAAUGAUGAUGAAAUUGACGAGCAUAAGAGCCACUAUUUCAAGACACAUCUCCCGCCGGGAGUAGAGACUUCGCCAGGGAGUCCACUCUUUCCACUGCUUAUUGGUCUCUAGUGGAUUCGCAGCUCAUCGAAAAGCCACGGUCUCCUGAAGUACUUAAUGUACAGUUUCCAUGCGCUCUACCAAUGUGCACUAUUUUUAAGUUAUCCCCCGUGGCAGCCUAGACUAGAUUAUCCAAAACCAUCCUUUAUAUUCUAUUAGUGGAAUUUGUAAAAAACGUCUCCCCAUUGUUUAAAAAUCGUUUCCAUGUUAUGGGAACCAUUACGACCGGACUUGAAAAGUGGGUAAAUCGGAGUAAGACGUGCAGCACAGAAAAAUAUUUCUUUUAUUUUCUUUUACUACAGAAAAUGAAUAAGUUUGAAGUAGCCUAGACCGUGUUUCAGUUCCCAACAAAAGUAUAAAAAAAAAUUUAGCAUGGCAACACCACCCAGAACACAAGAUCGUCACCCACGCAAAAACAUGGAGGUCGCUAUCACCAACACCACGGAUGCAGAGCGAAAAUUGGCACGAAAUGAUGGUGGUACAGGGAUAUCCAGUAUCAAAAUUGAUAUCACCGACAAUAGUUUUUUUCAAACUGCAACCUCUCUACCAGAGCCAAAAGCGCUGAAUACACAGAGCACACACUCCAACAAUUUAAAGCUGCAUCAUCAUCACGCUCAUGACAAUAUGCUAAUCGAUUCCAAUUUACACAACAACAUUCAACAUAAGCAUCUGCAUAUUGAACCGAACUUACAGGUGUCUAAUCAUUUGGAUAAAAUGUCCAUACGUUCGGUCAGUUCGGAGGAUGUCUCGACCACGGUGGAGGGUAAAUGUUGCAGUGCUGCUGCACGGAAUCCGGCAAUCAAAACGGGACGUCGCAUACAGCUGAUGCAAAUGAUAAUUUUGCCAUUCAUUCCAAUACUUGCAUUGAUUGUUCAAACAUCAGUUAUCCUGCAAGAAAUUCUCGACUACAGAGCAGAAGUAGCUGACAUUGAGACGCAGGUAACAAUAGCUACGAACUUGGGAAAAGUUGUUACCCGACUACAGCUGGAGAGAUCGGAAGUGUCCUUCUAUAUUUUCACAAAUGGCAAUAUAGAGAGAUCAAAUUUAACACGGAGAUUUGAAAUAACCGAUAACGCUUUGAAUAAUCUGACGACAUGGAAUGAGGUUAGUGUACCCACUUUACCAGAUGAAGAUGAAGACUUUGAGGUUAUGCUCAAUCGUACGGAAUUUCAAAAUCGCUUAAAUGAAUUCAGAGAUCGUGUGCGCUCUGAGCCCGAAGACAGUUCAAUAACGGAUGUUAUGAAUUGGUAUACGGCCAUUAAUCGGGCGCUACUCCAUCAUCUGACUGAACAAAUUAAAGAAACGGAUAACAGUGGCGUUUGGCGUUAUCUGCUUGGUUUCAAAAAUCUAUUAAAAAGUAUUGAAUGUCAGAAUAUUGCCGCCUCUUUUGGCACCAAAUACUAUGGACGCGGUUAUCUGGGCUUGGAGGCACUUGUUUCCUUCAUACGUUAUGAGUUUUUGUCUCGUGAACUCAUUAACUCUACGCUAAAUUAUGUGCCCAGUCUGAGACCAAUGUAUAUGAAUAUAACCAGAACCGACAAAUACAAGCGGCUGAAAGCAAUGAACUCAAAUGUUUUCAAAAACAAGCAAGGUGUAUCGGACGAACGAAAUGCUAUACAAUAUUACGAUGCCAUGCAUAAUUUUACAGAUGAUUUGCGAAUUUUACAGAAUGCACUGCGACACAAAAUCAAAGAAUAUGUCGACACAAACCUAUCUGAGGCAGCCAAUAAAGAGGCGGUAGGCAUAGCUAUCUUGGUCGUCGUUCUCUGCGUCUCUCCAAUCAUUAUAAUUUUAGUCAAGAAUGCUGCUGCUACCAUCCAGAUGUAUGCACUGAAUCUCGCUCAGAAAGCCAAAGAGUUGAAAAGGGAGAAACGUAAAAGUGAUUCACUACUAUUUCAAAUGCUGCCGCCCAGUGUUGCCAUGCAGCUAAAACAAACACAACAGGUACCCGCCGAAAUGUAUGAAGCCGUAACAGUUUACUUCAGCGACAUCGUCGGUUUCACAGAGAUGGCUGCAAGAUGUACACCUUUGGAGGUGGUCACCUUUCUGAACUCAAUUUAUCGGGUUUUUGAUGAGCGCAUUGAAUGCUAUGACGUUUAUAAAGUGGAGACCAUAGGUGACUCCUAUAUGGUAGCAUCAGGACUGCCAGUCAAAAAUGGCGAGAAGCAUGUUUCGGAAAUUGCCACAAUGGCGCUUGAUUUACUGGACGCAUCGUCCUUUUUCAAAAUACCACGUUCAACGGGAACUCUGCAAAUUCGUUGUGGCAUCCACACGGGGCCGGUGGUCGCCGGGAUUGUCGGCACGAAAAUGCCACGCUACUGUCUAUUUGGCGACACCGUGAAUACGGCGUCGCGCAUGGAGUCGACCGGUGAGUCACACAAAAUUCACAUCACGGAAGAAAUGAAUGAAGCACUGCAUAGGAUUGGUGGCUUUCGCACCGAACACCGUGGACUUAUUGAUGUGAAGGGUAAAGGUCUCAUGAGCACAUACUGGCUGACUUGCAAAGACGGUCCGGUGAAGGUUCGUUGUGAAGAGAUUUCCUGGUUCACAGACAUGCAACCGGUAUUUUUGGAAAAACUGAAGUCAGAACCUCUAUUAAAAAGCGAUAGCAAACGAAAAUAAGUCACCUGUUGUAGAUUUAUUCUACAUACAACCAUAUGUAUAAUUACAUACCUACAAAUUCAAAAAUAAAAUAGACAUACAGACAUUGUUCCAACAUGAAGUUUGUAAUAAUAAAAAU